Messenger RNA from Polyodon spathula (Mississippi paddlefish), 4835 nucleotides. Its product is annotated as GATOR complex protein WDR24-like. Lineage: Eukaryota; Metazoa; Chordata; Actinopteri; Acipenseriformes; Polyodontidae. The transcript is spliced from 11 exons. The record is from RefSeq and is a predicted model, not a curated record. Gene Ontology annotation, biological process: positive regulation of TOR signaling. The coding region runs from base 905 to 3382 and encodes 825 amino acids. Gene Ontology annotation, molecular function: protein binding.
CUGUUUAUGUUGUUGGUUUUAAGUAUACUCCCCAUUAACACAGAGAAAGCACUCCAGUGCAUACAUGUUUAAUAAGUUGACGAUUGCAUCUUCUAACCCGUCAGUACGGAGUGCCAGUGCUGGGAUAUAAAUGCAGGUUUAAUUGUGUUACUUGUGUCGUGGUAGUGAUAAUGUAGCCUGAGUAGCCGUCGCUCGUUACAGUUUCUUUACUCGGUUCAUGUGCCCCCGAUUAGCUAGUCUAGUGAGAAUCUAAAACUAGGAUGUACCACAUAAUUAUUACAACACUUUAUUAGUAUAAUAAUAGUUACAAUAUAAAAUCUAUGUGAGAAAUUAUCUGACAACCACCUCUACGUGUAUCGCUUUCUAUUCGCUGUCAUAUCAGUAGCAGCUAGGGACCCUAUGUCGAUCACAGUAAAUGAAAACAAUCACUUAGCAGAGUUCCCAUGCUUUUCCCAGGGUUAUACUAAUCCAUUUUAAAUAGUUUUGCCAGCUUUUAAAAUUAGCUUGACCAUGCUUUCUUACACUUUGCUCUGCUUUUACUAGAGGAAGCAUUUAAAAAGGAUAGGUUGAUUUCACAGUCAUACACGUCUUGUAAAUGCAGGAGUUCGUGUGUACUGAAAUGUACCAUUGCCUUUCUGUGGAAUACAAAAUGCAGUUCCUUAAGAUGUUUACUCUACAGCUUCUAACACUAUUUGCUGGACUGUGCACGCACUAUAGGAAUGGCAUUACAGCUUUGUAAUGAUUUAUUCACAGAGGAUACAAAAUUGUACUUGCUGACUGAUGUUCAAUUUGCAAACGGUUUAGCCAUGCCCGAGAAGAAGUGACUCAUAACUACUAGAGCGCUGGGCAGUGUGUCGGGGGAGGACCACGGCGAUGAAGAGUUGAGGUCCAGUCUGCAGGGUGGAUGGUAAAGCUACUUCUUGCCCAUCAGAAGGCCAAGGCUGUUGGGCCCCAGGACUCGGAAGACCAGGCCACAAGGGGGCACAGCUACCAGUGUAGUCUACAGCAGAAAAUGGAAAAGAUGGCGCGUGUGACCACGGCUCUGGGCAGCAACACCAUCAGUGGGUGCACCAUGUUCUGCCACCUGGACGCCCCCGCGAAUGCCAUCAGCGUGUGCCGUGACGCCGCGCAGGUGGUGGUGGCCGGCCGAAACAUCUUCAAGAUCUAUGCCUUGGAGGAGGAGCAGUUCGUGGAGAAGCUAAACCUGCGCGUGGGCCGCAAGCCCUCCCUCAACUUCAGCUGCGCCGAUGUCAUGUGGCAUCAGAUGGACGAGAACCUGCUGGCCACAGCGGCCACCAACGGCGCGGUGGUCACGUGGAACCUGGGCAAACCAUCCCGCAACAAGCAGGACCAGCUGUUCACGGAGCACAAGCGGACUGUCAACAAGGUCUGCUUCCACCCCACUGAGGUGUACAUGCUGCUGAGCGGCUCGCAGGAUGGCUACAUGAAGUGCUUCGACCUGCGCAAGAAGGGGUCAGCCAGCACCUUUUCAGGGCAGUCCGAAAGUGUGAGGGACGUGCAGUUCAGCAUCCGGGAUUACUUCACUUUCGCUGCAUCCUUUGAGAACGGGAACGUGCAGCUGUGGGAUAUUCGGCGCCCUGAUCGAUAUGAGAGGAUGUUCACCGCGCACAACGGGCCGGUCUUCUGCUGUGACUGGCACCCUGAGGACCGGGGCUGGCUGGCAACAGGGGGCCGUGACAAGAUGGUUAAAGUGUGGGACAUAACGACGAACCGCGCCAAGGAGAUCCACUGCGUGCAGACCAUCGCCUCGGUGGCGCGGGUGAAGUGGCGGCCGGAGCGCAAGUACCACCUGGCCACCUGCUCCAUGAUGGUGGACCACAACAUCUACGUGUGGGACGUGCGCCGGCCGUUCAUCCCCUUCGCCACCUUCGAGGAGCACAAGGAUGUCACCACGGGCAUCGUGUGGCGCCACCUCCACGACCCCGGCUUCCUGCUCUCAGGCUCCAAGGACAGUACCCUCUACCAGCACAAGUUCAAGGACGCCAGCCGGCCCGUGGACAAGGCCAACCCAGAGGGGCUGUGCUUCGGGCUGUUCGGGGACUUGGCCUUCGCGGCCAAGGAGAGUCUGAUCAGCGGCGGUGGUGACUCCAACCGCAAACCGUACGGGGGCGGGGGCGACCGGCGCUACCCCAUCUUCUUCUUCAAGAAGCCCGACCUCACUGAGCAGUUCGCCCACGUGUCGAGCGCGCUCAGCGUCUUCGAGACUGACCUGGAGAGCAGCCGCAUGGACUGGUUCGUCAAGACCGCCCGCCGCUACCUGCUGAGCGGCAAGCCCUUCGGGGAGCUGUGCGACCACAACGCCAAGGUAGCCAAGGAGCUCAAUCGACCCCAGGUAGCGACAACCUGGACUAUGCUGAGGAUUAUGUAUUCAGAUCCAGGGAGCCUCACUACAGCCACAGGCAUUAGCAAAGGGGGAUCUAUACCUCUCAUGAACAGCUUCAAUAUGAAGGAGAUUGCAGCAGGCGGUCUGGGGAGCGAGGGCAGGCUGGAUCGGGCAAAAGGGGAGACUCGGCAGGACAGCACCCACCUGGACCCAGGAAACUCCCUACUCAACAACAACGACGAGAAUGAGGAAACGGAGGGCAGUGAGGGUCCGGCAGAUUACCUCUUUGGAGACGCGGAGCUAGAGGACGAUGACCUAUACCCGAUGGAGAACGAGAACGCGACGGCGGAGGAGGCAGAGUACAUCCUGCCCCAGGAGGCGUUCCCUCUGCGCCACGAGAUCAUGGACAACCCCUCCGUGCCAGAGCACCUGCAGGACAAGGUGGACUCGCCCCACGUGAGCGGCAACGAGGCGGAGACGGUGUGCCUGACCCCCAUCAAGUCCUUCUCCCUCAUCUCCAUCUCCCAGCCCCUGUAUGAGAGCCACCUGCCGGCCAGCUUCUUCAGCCCCGUGGUGCGUGAGAUGCUACAGCACUACGCCGAGGCCGGCGACGUGCAGAUGGCCGUGUCCGUGCUCAUCGUCCUGGGAGACCGCAUCCGCAAGGAGGUGGACGAGGUCACUCAGGAGCACUGGUACACGUCGUACAUUGAUCUCCUGCAGCGCUUCAAGCUGUGGAACGUCUCCAACGAGGUGAUCAAGCUCAGCACCAGUAGUGCCAUCAACUGCCUCAACCAGACCUCCACCACCCUCCACAUCAACUGCAGCAACUGCAAGCGACCCAUGAGCAACAAGGGCUGGAUCUGCGACAGGUGUCACCAGUGUGCCAGUAUCUGCGCCGUGUGUCACCACGUGGUGAAGGGGCUCUUUGUCUGGUGCCAGGGCUGCAGCCAUGGGGGGCACCUGGAGCACAUCAUGAACUGGCUGAAGAGCAGCUCACACUGCCCGGCCGGCUGCGGGCACCUGUGUGAAUACACCUGAGAGUCCGCUGAGGCACCGGUCACAUUGAACUCCGCCCAAGGGCAUUUGGAAACUCUAGCAGAAAGGAGAGGUCUUUUCACAUAAGGCUGAAAGAAAAUGAAGUACAGUGUACGUUUGGAAGUCAAACAGAAGUUUUCAACAACUAAAAAAAAAAAAAAACUUUUUUUUUUUUUCUUUUUAACCAGUUGGGUUCACUUUACCACAAACCAGAAUUCCCAGACUAUAUUUCACUCCAAGUACAAAAAUAAAUAAAACAGCACUGCAGUAAUAAGGGACAAUGUAUAUACAGUGUGUACCUAGGAGACUUUAACUAAACACAAAGCUAUAUAUUUCUAGUUUCAAAACAUGAAACAGUUUUUCUUUUUUUUUUGGGGAGGGAGUUCCCAACACUGCAUCUGUCUUUCAGAUAACUGGCUUCUGUCCAGUCCUGGGAGCUCUCGUGGUUUACCUCUACUCUCCCUGGAACACAGUGCGUACACACACACACUCUACACAGGGAGGGAGCUGCCUAAUUUUACAAUAAUGCCACAUUUUUAUUGCAGUUUGUAACGAGCCCCUGCUACACUUUUUCAUAAAGACUUACAGUUCCAUAGUACUUGGAUUGAGCCUGGAUUUGAACCCGCAUCCCUGUUCUCCCUGGUCCUGAAUGCUGCCUCUGCUUCCCUCCCAAACUCUUAUCUCUCAGUAUGAAAUCACAGCCAGCAAUCUGGGGAAACAAACAGUUGUUUGAGUCCCAAAUGCUGAACCUUCCACUGAAUUUUUUAAAGUCCAAAAUGCCUACGAUAGCCAGAUAUCACAAAGGCAGCAGCAGCUUCUGUAGGAGAUGCACAGUAAGAGGACAGAUCUGAGAGCUGGCAUCUCUUUAACCUGCACCAGUAAACUUCAGUGCUCUGCUUUCCUAUGCACACCUCUGUAUUGUCACCCUCAACCAAUAUAAUAUAAUGUAUGUCUAUGCCUGUAUUUGAUUUAUGUCUCAGAGAUUAUAGUUACUUUAGUCUUUCUGUAACGCUAAAUAGUUCUGGAAGUGGGCAAACAAAAAGCAUCCGCAACCCUGCGAUUUUUAAGGUUUUUGGACAGUUAUGUUAAUAACUAAAACGUGCGUUGGAUGCAAGUAGUGGCCGUGGGUAAACGAGUUUGGAUGUUUUGUUCGUAACAUUUUUCAUAAAGAGGAAGGAGAGCUUUUUUUAAUUUUAUUUUUCAUAGAAAUGCAAAUCCUUUCAGAAGAGAACUUUGGACUGACUGUCCUGGUGCUUGCAGUGUUUAUUCUGUAUAUCUGUAAUUGGGUUUCAGUUCAGAUAAGAUCACACAUUGUCCGUCUCUCACACACAUACACAUACAAGAAAAGGGUUAUUUAAAGAUUCAGGAGUCCCUGGUUUUCUUGAAGUCUUGGAUUACUAGAAGAGAUGGUUCCCUGUGGCCGAUAUGUAUUUUAACAAUAAUAAAAAGUAGUCUG